AUGGAGAAGGAAGAUCUGAUCCCUCAGAAGACCGCAUCUCUCCAUCCGGCUUACACGGUAACGAACAUCCAGAACAAAGUUCGAGUUUUGGAUGGUGUCAAGGUUACGUAUUCUUCGUGGGUCAAGCUAUUUCGCAUUCAUGCUCGUGCAUACAAGGUGUUGGAUCAUAUUGAUGGUACUCGACCACCUGCUAAUAUCGAUGAUGCCUAUAAUCAAUGGGCAGAAAUCGAUGCUAUUGUGUUACAAUGGAUCUAUGGAUCCCUUUCCGACGACCUGCUGAUUCGAGUUCUCGAACCAGACUCGACUGCUUUUGAAGCCUGGGAGAAGAUUAAGAACAUAUUUCUCUGCAAUAAAGGAUCCCGAGCCGCUGCUCUAGAACAUGAAUUCACCAACCUCACCCUCCAAUUGGUACGUGGCCUCCCACCAGAGUUUGACACCGCCGCUGCCUACAUCAACCAAACCCUUCCUGAUUGGGACACCGCCCGAAGCAUGCUACAGCUUGAACACAAUCGACAACUUGCACGGGAAAAAGCAAAUUCAUCCACUGCUAGAGAAGCCAACGUUGUUGCUGAUCAUCACCAACCCAAUCGUUCCGGUCGUGGACCACCCUUUUAUCGCCCUCUUUCUUCUCGGCAGAACCAAGGAAGAUCAAACCCGAGGGGCUCGAAUCGGUUCAACCAGCAUGGACAGCCUUCAAAUCACUCUCAUGGACAACCUUCAAAUCGCUCUCAUGGACAGCAUUCAAACCGCUCGCCGGACACAUCCUAUGGAUCUCAAAAUGCACCGCCGUAG
This is a messenger RNA of Cynara cardunculus var. scolymus (artichoke), 792 nucleotides long. RefSeq lists its product as uncharacterized. The transcript has 2 exons. The record is from RefSeq and is a predicted model, not a curated record. Lineage: Eukaryota; Viridiplantae; Streptophyta; Magnoliopsida; Asterales; Asteraceae. Bases 1 to 792 code for a protein of 263 amino acids.